Molecule: messenger RNA, 3025 nt
Organism: Cuscuta europaea
Lineage: Eukaryota; Viridiplantae; Streptophyta; Magnoliopsida; Solanales; Convolvulaceae
Source: the annotation of a GenBank genome assembly
UUUCGGCCCUAUUAUUUCAUACGGAGUAGAACACAAAUAUCACUGCUCACUCAAAACUCUGGAAGUCUCGACUCUCGAGUCUCGAUACACCUACCUCCUCACCGAUAAAUUAUCGAACCCAUUGUUGGUUUCCCCUCAUCGUAUAGGCAAUUCACCCCACCGUUCAAAUACAUAAACAUUGUGAAAGCAUCUCGCUUUUGAUUGACAAAUUAUCUCCGUUAGACCGACCUCCCCUUCCUCGUCUCCUCAUCAGAUUGGACGCAGUCUCAAGUAGACCGAUCUAGCGAUCUUUAUGAGUAGCUAAAUGAUAUACAGAACAUAUGAAACUUAGAGGGCCUUGUAUGAUAUUGUAAUUGAUGCGGACAAAUAAAGGCGCACUAUCAACAAAGCUUUUGAACAUAAGUGUAACAUACUUUUGUAAAUCCAAACAACUAGAGAAAGCAGAAGAACUACUAGUUGACGGUAUAAGAGUAGGAGUACAGUUGGACGUGGUAACCUAUAACACUCUAAUCCCAGCAUAUUGUCAAUUUUUUGGAAUUAAUGAAGGGUAUUCAGUUCUUGAAAGAAUGCGAGAAUCCGGGAUUAGACCAGACGUCGUAACAUAUAAUUCUUUGAUAUCUGGGGCUGCUAGACAUACCUCGUUAUCCAGAUGCAUCGAUCUGUUUGAUGAAAUGCUGGGAUCUAAUGUUUUUCCUGACAUUUGGAGUUACAACAUGUUGAUGCAUUGCUAUUUCAAAUCCGGAAAACCAGAUGAGGGCUAUAGAAUAUUUCGGGACAUUCUUUUGAAGGGCUUCCCACCGGAUAAAGCAACAUUUAAUAUCCUAAUGAACGGUCUUUGCACGAAUGGAUAUGCAAAGAAUGCCAUCAAGCUAUUUAGGAACUUAAAACAUAAUGGAUUUAUACCUCAUUUGGUAACAUACAACAUCCUUAUUCAUGGGCUUUGCAAAUCUGGUUGUCACGCAUCUGUCAGAAGGCUUUUGAAAGAGCUGGUGAAAACGGGACAUACUCCCAAUGCUGUUACAUAUACCACAUUAAUGAAGUGUUGUUUCAGUUCAAGACGUUUCGAAGAGGGGCUUUGCGUCCUUGAAGAUAUGAGAAGCAAAGGGUUUGUAUUUGAUUCACACGGUUACUGUAUAGUGAUUAGCUAUUUGCUUACGGCGGGUAGAACAAGGGAAGCUCUUGAAUUUUUGGAGAAUAUGGUUUGUAAUGGGAUUAAGCUUGAUAUGGUGACUUAUAACAAUCUCAUUAAUCUUUAUUGUAAGCACGGGAAAAUAGAAGAUGCAUUCUCUUUGGUUGAAGAUGCAAUAGGAAGAGGGAUGGAGUGUGACAUAUACACACAUACUAUUUUGAUUGAUGGUAUGUGUAAGGCAGGAGAUAUAGAAGGCGCGCUCCAACACUUGGAUUAUAUGGCUAAGAAGAGAAUUGUGCCAAAUUUGGUUGUUUUUAAUUGUUUUAUUAAUGGGUUGUGUAAAGUUGGUCACAUUGACCAUGCAUUGGAUGUAUUUGAAUCUAUGGUUGAGAAGGAUGGUUUUACGUAUUCAUCAAUGGUGAACGGUCUUUGUAAGGUAGGGAGGUUUUGUGAAGCUUCUAAGGUGUUGCUUUCUUGCGUUAGAAGUGGUGAGAAAAUUCUAAAGUCAGACAAAGAAGCAGUUAUUAAUGGUCUGCGUCGUUCUGGCUUAAAUCGUGUAGCGAAAAAUAUGCAAUCAAAAAUCCGGGUGGAAAAGAUACUGAAUUAUGAAUGAGUUGACAUACAUUUGAGAUUUUUGCUCUUUCAAAAACCGUGGACAACUUUUGCAGAUAAGCCAUUAUCACAAAACUUGCGGGAUAUGUUCGAGAAAUGGUAAUAUUUGAGUAUAUUUGAGGUAGGAAUCGAUUCUUCCAGCAAUAGAGAUGAGUUUUGUUUUCUACUCUCUGUCCUAGAAAGAGGAGACCUGUUUGAUCAAGGGGCAACAUAUAAAUUUCUACUAGGUACAACUGAUGUUGGUUUAACUAAAUCAUGUUAGCUUUUUAAUUUUGGCAAGUCAUGAUGUCGUAUUACUCAUAUACUCCGUACAAAAUUUUAAAAUAUAGUAGUUUUUUGACAACAAUAUACAUCAUAUUUAACUUUGUAGCUUUUGUGGGAGUAAUUAGGACUUCUGUUUUGACAAAAAGGCUUAUGAAACAAUGUUUUUUGGAAGAGGGAUUACUUAAUAGCUGUUCAGACAGCGGGUUAAGAAAUUUCAAACAAGUCCGUUCAACCAUGUUUUGUGGGCAUGAGAAGAAAUUGAAUAAUGGGAGUGGGGACUACAUUAAAAGAUGUCUGCAAAUUGAACUAGACGAAAGGAACAUCUCUUGGCAAAAAGUGUCGGUUCCACAGCUCCUAGAGUCCUAGUUAUCAUGAUGAAUUGCUAACGAUUGAACUCAUGGGAAAGGUAUUUUUACUCUUAUAUAACUCCUUAUGGUGUUUUGAUAUCCUUUGGAAGUCUUACGAAAUGAUACACGUUUAGUUUUACCUUUGCCAUUAUCAACAAAAUGGGAGUACAAAAUAUCCAGGGGUCCCAAUAUGCAUUUUGGCUGGCUGCCAAUAUUACUUUCUGACCAAGGAGGAGAAAGAGAAAGUUACCAUUUGGGCAUGUAGCUGAGCUACCAAAUUGGGGCACCCUCGACAAAACAAGUGAAAUACCAGUUUGGAAAUCCUUAUUAAUUAUUACUACGUAUGUUAAAGCGACUCCAAAAAGCAACAAAUGCACAUUGAAGGGAAAGAAUUCUGAGGAGUAUUUUUUGCCACCCCGAAUUUUAUUGUAGGCCAGUUGGUCGAUUUGUUUGAUUAAUUUACUAUGGAGAUGUAUCAUAAAAGAUCGAUAACGUUUAGGCUAGGAUUAAAUACGUUUUUGUCCUUAAAUUCUUGUAAACAUAUUUUUUUGUUUUUCAUCCAUGUAAUAUGUACUAUUUUGUUUUUAGUCCAUCUCUUACUUCAAAAUCACUCUAUUUAAAAACAAAUUAUUGUGAGUUGCAUAAAUCUAUUUAAAACAAAUUAAUGUAAAAU